Verticillium alfalfae VaMs.102 is the source of this 1689-nucleotide messenger RNA. RefSeq names its product carboxypeptidase. NCBI's taxonomy places the organism in Eukaryota, Fungi, Ascomycota, Sordariomycetes, Glomerellales, Plectosphaerellaceae. Gene Ontology annotation, biological process: proteolysis. The coding region runs from base 1 to 1689 and encodes 562 amino acids. Gene Ontology annotation, molecular function: zinc ion binding; metallocarboxypeptidase activity. The transcript has a single exon. The record is from RefSeq and is a predicted model, not a curated record.
AUGCGCUCUGCCAUCUCCCAUUUUGGCCUUCAGGCCCUACUAUUCUGCCUCGAGGGUGCUUCAGCUGAGUACCAGCUUGGCUGGAACCAUGCACCUGUCCAGAAGGACAAUGAAGCCGUUUCGAAAAACUUUGACAAGGUCGACGUUGAGCUUCUCUCGCCAGCCUUCCUCAACCCCGAGACCAUCCCCGACGGCUUCGCCAAUGGCACAGCAGGACCGACAAGUGAUGCCACGCUUGGUAGGCCUUCCGGCGGUCGCCAGCUUGACCUGCCAUCCUGGCUAACAUCUGUAGACUUCUUCAUUCGCAACCUCACUCUGCACAAUUCCUGGAUGAACUACCAAGUUGUCCCGUUCCUCUCAGAAGAGGGCCGCGCCUUUCCUCACCUCUUCCUAUCCACAUCGAUGGAUGCGUCGGCUGCCAACUCAUCGGACAAACUACGCGUGUACAUCCAGGGCGCCAUCCACGGCAACGAGCCUGCCGGUGACCAAGGCAUUCUUGCCCUCCUCGGCAAGCUGGACGCGAACCAGACGUGGGCCUCACAUUUGCUGGAGCGCCUCGACAUUCUCGUGCUGCCACGAUACAACCCCGAUGGCGUCGCGUACUUCCAGCGCGAGCUGGCCACCAACAUUGAUCCCAACCGAGAACACACCAAGCUCGUGCGGCAGCAGUCGCGCGACAUCAAGAGACUUGUUUCCAAGUUCAACGCUCAUGUCGUGAUUGAUAUGCACGAGUACACUGCGUCCAACGUUUUCGGCGGAGUCUACCGACACAGUUCAGACGUCCUCAUCGGUUCGGGUCGCAACUUGAACACACACCCCGCCAUCCGCAAUCUGACCGAAGAUCUGUUCUCCGCGGGCGCUGCCGAGCGACUUGAGGCUGCCGGAUUCCGGUCGAGCCCGUAUGUCACAGGGCCCGUCAACGAGACAGUCGGUUCGCCCAUCGUCUUCGAGGAGGCCGUCACCAGUCCCACCAGUGGCCGAAACGCCUACGGCCUGACGCAGGCCGUCGCUAUUCUGUGCGAGGCGCGCGGUCUCCGGCUGGCGGACCAGCACUUCCAACGUCGCACCGCCAGCUCGCUGACGAUGCUAGAAGCCCUCCUCGACAUUGCGCGCGACAAUGUCGAUGAUGUGCUCGCGACCAUGGAAGACAGCAUCGAUGACUUUAUCCACGGCAACGCCGACAUCGUCCUGUCCGACUACCAAGAGAGCACGAACCGCAGCUUCGCCCUCGUCGACACGCGCAACGGGUCCAUCGUCGACGUCCCCGUCGAAUUCCUCUCCUCGUCUCCGGCGACCGCGAACCUGACCCGCUCCCGCCCGGAGGCCUACCUCAUCCCACGCAACCGCGCCGACAUUGCCGACCGCCUCGCGCUCCAGGGCGUCGAGAUCGAGACGCUCGCCUUCGCGUACGCCGGCACCGUCGAGGCCUUCAACGUCACGUCGUCCCAGUUCGAGGCCGAGUCGUACGAGGCCCUCAUCCGGAACAGGGUGACGGUCGAGGCGAGCGACAAGGUCGUGCGUCUGCCCGCCGGCAGCUUCCGCGUCAGCACGAGGCAGAAGAAUGCGGCGCUCGCGUUCGUGGCGCUCGAGCCCGAGGUCGCCGAGAGUUUUGUGACGUUUGGGCUGAUUCACGUGGAGGCGGGGGAUGAGUAUCCCGUCUUCCGCGAGGUUGCGUCGUCCCGAACGUAA